AUGGCUUCGCCUGCUUUCCCCUUCGCCGCCGCCCCUUUCGCCAUUCCAAUCAUCUCGAGCAUCGCGCCUUGUAGGUUGGGUGCUACUUGCCCCCCCUGGGAAUUGCUGCCUGACCCACCAAUCCUCUUUACUGGAUCCUCUGCAGAACGGGCUCUUCUUCUGCUGUACUAG
Molecule: messenger RNA, 171 nt
Organism: Puccinia triticina
Lineage: Eukaryota; Fungi; Basidiomycota; Pucciniomycetes; Pucciniales; Pucciniaceae
Exons: 2
Coding region: 1-171 (56 amino acids)
Source: RefSeq, a predicted model, not a curated record